Messenger RNA from Branchiostoma belcheri (Belcher's lancelet), 3455 nucleotides. Its product is annotated as laminin-like protein epi-1. The coding region runs from base 135 to 3455 and encodes 1106 amino acids. The transcript is spliced from 13 exons. The record is from RefSeq and is a predicted model, not a curated record. Lineage: Eukaryota; Metazoa; Chordata; Leptocardii; Amphioxiformes; Branchiostomatidae.
ACAAACCAAAGGUUCGGCUGCUAAGACCAGCUGUGACAAGGUAAAGUUUACGUGUUUGCUUUAGAAAACUUCUGCAGCAAAGUCACACCGAACAGCGAGUGGUCGGAUCAAACUCAUCCUAUCGCUGUCCGAGGAUGACAGCCCGGAGGGUCCGUGUCGGUGAGGUUGCCGGGGUGCUGGCGGUGUUGUUGGCGGCAGCCUGUGCGCCCCUGCCCCGGGGGACGGCCGCAGCUGUGCCGCGGAGUGUCGACCCUGUAGUGAAUGUGGCACGAGGCAAGCCUGUGCAAGCGAAUGUGACUUGUGGCAGUCCUUUGGAGGAUUUCUACCCUCACAGUGACUCUGUAAAACCUCCACCCGACAGACAACUACAGAUCUGCGAUGCAAGCGAUCCUAUUCUGGCCCACAAUGCGUCGCUGAUGGUUGAUGGCAACAGCUCCACCUGGUGGCAAAGCACAUCACUGCAGCAGCUGGUGUUAGCUGGGAAUGGCAUAGGCAAUCGCCCAGAGGUCUACAUAACCCUGGAUUUGGGAGAGACAUAUCACCCUGAGAACAUCACCAUCCACAUGGGCGACACCAAACGGCCAGGACGGCUGGCCCUGCUCAGGUCAACUGACGGCCUGACGUUCCAGCCCUGGCUGUACCUGGUAUCCAAUGGCAACAGGGACUGUCGGAGGUUUGGGGUUGGCGAGCAGUCGGAGCCGACCAGUCCGGAGUCUGUGGUGUGCAGGGAGUACACACGGCUGGGAGUGGAGCCUCUGUACAAUGAACGGAUCACAGUGUCCCUGGUGGAGGUUCCCCCCAGUUUCAGUGAUGAGGACCUCCUCAGCUGGCAGGCUGUGCGACAUCUACAGCUGCGUUUCUAUGACAUGGACCUGGUGCUGGGGAUAUUUGAGGACCAAUUUCACCACUAUGCAGUGUCUGAGGUCUGUGUGAUGGCUGGCUGUGAGUGUAAUGGAUUUGGAAAUGGCUGUGAGAUUAACAAUGACUUGGGCCAGUACGAGUGCAUCUGUAGUGGCUAUACCCAGGGUGCACACUGUGAGGAGUGCCAGCCUCUGUAUAACCAGUUCCCCUACAAGCCUGACCAGCCUUGCCAAGCAUGCAACUGCAACAACCACAGCGAGGUGUGCAUGUACAAUGAGACGGUUUCCGUUGGCAACCACAGCCUGGCUGCAGACGGCAGGUUCCACGGGGGCGGAGUCUGUCUGAGUUGCCAUGACAACACGACAGGCAUCAACUGCGAGCGCUGUGACACCCUCUUCUACAUGAACCCCGAGGUCUCCCACCAGAGUUCCUCGGCCUGUCUCCCCUGUGGAUGUGACCUGACUGGUGCAUCAGGUUUGCAGUGUAACAUGACAACAGGUCAGUGUCCCUGUAAGCCCGGUGUUGGAGGGCGCAUGUGUGACAUCUGUCUCCCAGGGUACUACAAUCUCACUAUAGGGGGGUGCACCCCCUGUCCCUGCCACCCCCUGCACCACACCCCCUGCCAUGUGGACCAGGGGGGGCAGGUCAUUUGCAACUGUACACAGGGACAUGAAGGGGAACACUGUGAAAGCUGUGGUGAGUUCUACUGGGGAGACCCUGUGAGUGGCUCUGCCUGUACUGAAUGUGACUGCAGUGGGAACUCUGACCAGUGUGACAACGUCACUGGGGAGUGCACAGGCUGCCAGCACAACACCACUGGCUCCAAAUGUGACCGCUGUACAGAUGGUUUCUAUGGCGAUGCCAUAUUUGGCAAUUGCAGUGCCUGUGCCUGUGAUGUGGCUGGAUCUGUUAACUUGACCUGUGACCACACCACCGGGCAGUGCCUCUGUAAACCUGGGGUAGACAACAGUAAUCGGAGAUGUUCUAGGUGUAUGGAGAAUCACUAUGGGUUUGACACCCCAGACGGAAAUGGUACCGACGGGUGGCCAGGCUGUUCUGCCUGUAACUGUAACGACCAUGGCUCAAACUCCCCCCAGUGUGGGGAGGGGGGCAACUGUUCAUGCCGGGCUGGUGUUGAGGGGAACAAAUGUGACAGGUGUAUGGAAGGGACCUACGGCCUGCCAGACAUGCCCUGCACAGCAUGUGAUUGUGACCUUGUCGGCACAGAGUUUGACCCCUACUCAGUAACCCCCACCCAGAAUGCACUUGGGCAGACAACAAUGCUGGGACUCACAACUUCCCAAGAUGCAACAGAGGGAACAACCAUCCAGGAUGCACUUGGAGGGACAACUUUAAUCAUAGAUACAACAGUGCAGAGAGAAACUACAGACACUGUAACAACUGUAGCCACUACAGAUGCUGCAACUGCUUCUCUAUCUCCCAACCCAAGUGGAACAACUGAUGUAACAACAGCACAGAUAGAAAGUACUGAAAUCAACACAUCUGUAGUAACUGGAACACCUGUAGAAAUGGAAACUACUGACUUCAAUACAGCUGUUACAGCUGCAGCAACCACAAAUGUUACACCAUCUGUUUCAACUCCCAGUGACCCUGGAACAACAGAUGAAACAACAGCACAGAUGGAAACUACUGACACAGUGCUAGCUACUAGAAAUAGUACAAAUCCUGCCACAGGUAGCCUCGGAACAACUGAUGUUGUGCCAGGAACUACAGAUGUUGCUACAGUUGUAGCCAGUACAAACAACUUGACAGCGCAAACAGAAACUACUGACAUUAAUACAAGUUUGUUAACCACGAAUGCUACAUCAACUACAACACCCGUUGGCCUUGGAACAACUGAUGUCACAUCAGUGCAAACAGGAACUACAGACAUGGCUACACUUGUAGCCACCACAAACCACACAACCGUGCAGACAGAAACUACUGACAUCAAUGUUACAACUGAUGGCCCCCAAACAACUGAUGUCACAACAGUGCAGAUAGAAACUACUAACAUGGACACAGUUGUAGCCACCACCAAUGCUACACUUGAUGAGUUUGUAACAACAGAGAACACUACCAAUGACACUACUGUAGGAGAGAUGGUAACAACUGCAACAACACUGGGAAUAACUAAUGUUACUCUGGUUUCCACCACUGCUCAAGAGACAAAUACAUCAAGCAAUGUGUCACAGAGGUUGGUGGAGGAAGGUUUUCAGGCAAGGCAGAGGAGACAGGUGUCAGCCCCAGUCACAAACAACACACAGCAAAGCACUACAGUUAACACUUCUCUACAUACUACAGGUAUAAACACUACAUUAUUCAACACCAUAGGUAGUGCUCCAACAUCCGUUCCCUCAACCUCAACCAUUCCAUCUGUAAGUACCAAUGGUACUUCUAUCCUUACAUCCAUAGAUCCAGCAAGUACAGCACCUCACCCAGCCCCUACAUCCAUAGAUCCAACAAGUACAACACCUAAACCAACCCCUACAUCCAUAGAUCCAACAAGUACAACACCUGAUCCAACCCCUACAUCCAUAGAUCCAACAAGUACAGCACCUGAUCCACACCUGAUUCAACCCCUACAUCCAUAG